Molecule: messenger RNA, 1767 nt
Organism: Magnusiomyces paraingens
Lineage: Eukaryota; Fungi; Ascomycota; Dipodascomycetes; Dipodascales; Dipodascaceae
Exons: 2
Coding region: 1-1767 (588 amino acids)
Biological process (GO): endonucleolytic cleavage in ITS1 to separate SSU-rRNA from 5.8S rRNA and LSU-rRNA from tricistronic rRNA transcript (SSU-rRNA, 5.8S rRNA, LSU-rRNA)
Cellular component (GO): nucleolus; 90S preribosome
Source: RefSeq, a predicted model, not a curated record
AUGGCUAGAAAGAAAACUGGAGCUAAAAAAGCUCGAGAGGAAGCUCUCAGAAAACAAUUUGAAAAGGAUGAACUAUCUUCUGCAUCUGUGACUGACAAAGAGUCUACUAUUAAGGAAAAGCAACAAAACAAACCUCUUAAAAAAGAUUUGAGCAAAAAGAAACAAGAGCCCGAGGAAGAUAGCGAAGAUUUCAACGAUGAUGAGUCAUCUUCUGAUGAAGAUGAAGACGAGUUUGGUGAUUUGAUCACUGAGGAUAUCGAGGCAGGAAUCAACAAAGUUUUAAAGGUCAUCGACGAAAAUCCUGAAGUUUUGCUCGACAAAAAUACAAAGUUCUUUGGCGAUAUCAAAGCACCUUUUAACAAUGAGCGCAACGAAAAACAUAAGCCCAUUUAUCUUAAGGAUUACCAUAGACUGCGACUUUUAGCGACAGAAAAGGAUGGUUUUGAUGACGAUGAUGACGAGGAAGAAAAUGAAGAUACCGAGAAACCUUACGCUAUUCAGCAAAAAGAGGAUAAAGCAAACAUUAUUGCCGAAAUCAACAAAGCUACUAAUAGUGGAGACGAAGAUUAUUCUGAUGAUGAUGACGAAGACUUUUUCAAAAAGAGAAAAGAACAAAGAACUGUCGAAGCUAUUGAGCUACCUAAUCCGGAAAAAGAUUCAAGCAAAUUCUUGGAAGAAUACCUUAAUCAAAAAGCCUGGCUUCCUCGCACGGUUGAUAAGAAGACUGGAGAGCUGAUUGUACCAUCAUACAAUGAUCUAGUGGAGGAUGACGAGGAGUUUGAUGAGAACGCCGAGCAAUUUGAGCAAGCCUACAAUUUUCGUUUUGAGGAUCCUAACAGCGCAGAAGUCAUGUCUUACGCUCGUUCACAAAAUACAAUUCGCAGAGAAAAGGAAUCGAGCCGUAAGCGGAAGCGUGAUGCCAAGAAGGCUACUCAGGAAGUUGAAGAAGAAAAACAAGAAGCGGAACUUUCGCGACUCAAAAAGAAGAAAGCAACACAAAUUAUGGAUAAGCUGGGAAAACUUAAGCAGCAGUUGACAGAAGAUCCUGACGCUGAAGAGCUUGCCAAGAUUUUCACAGAUGACUACUUGGAUGGCGACUUUGAAGGUGACGAAUGGGAUAAACGUAUGCGUAAAGUUUUUGAUGAGGAGUUUUAUUCCAAGAAGCCUGAAAAGAUCAAUGGAGAUGAGGAACUUGCUGAUGAAGAAGAGGGUGAAAACGAAGAAGAACAGUAUGAUGAAGAAGAUGAAGAAAUUCCUAAUGAUGGAUACUAUGAAGAAGAAGAGGAAGAAACAUCCGGAAAAUCCAGAAACCAGCUUAAAAAGGAGGAGAAGCUUAAGAAGAAACAAGAGAAGAAACAACUUCAAGAAGCUGCUCAACGAGUUGUUGAAGAAAAUGUCAAUCUUCUCAUUAAGGAAGAAGGAUCCAACACACUCAAGAAGAAGCUGGAACAACCCAAAUUCCGUUACCGAGAAGUGUCACCGGACUCUUUUGGUCUUACAGCACGUGACAUUCUUUUGGCCGAAGACCAAGAUCUUAACCAGUACGUAGGUUUGAAGAAGCUUGCGGUUUACAGAGACGAGGAAAAGAAAGAAAAGGAUCGUAGACGUCUUGGUAAAAAGAAGAGAUUGAAAGAGUGGCGCAUGAAUGUUUUCAACACUAAGGAGGAACCUGAUGAUGCUUUGGUGGAACGGAUUUUUUCUGGAAAGAAAAGACAAGACGAUUCCGAACAACGCCCAAAAAAGAAGUCUAAGAAGAACAAAAACUAA